AUGGGAAAAGAGAGUCCACGAGAAAGACGGAACAGACAUAGAUCUCCAGAGAGAAGACGUCGCUCACGUUCUCGAUCGACGGAUCGAUACAAUCGGAGAGAUUAUAGAAAAGAUGAUAGCCCGCGGGUGAAAAAGGAAAUCAAAGAAGAAGCACCCAGUGAUAGUGAAUCUCCGAGGCGUCGACGGGAGGACAGGAACGAGGGAAAACACGGGGAUCGCAAUGAUGAUCGAAAAGACAACCGACGAGAUUUUUAUGACCGGAGGGAUAAUCGAAGAGAUUUCGAUGAUCGUAGAGAACGUAGUAAUCGAGAUGAUCGUGGAGGCCGGCAUCAUGAUGGCCAGCGUGAUCCACGCGACAACUUCAGAAGACCUGAACGUGAAGAACAGAUGCGGGAGGACGGUAAACGAUAUGGCCUGGAGAAGAAAGAAGAGAACUGGGGUAAAAGCGAAGAACCUGCUGGUCCUCCUAAAGAAAAGGAGAAGGUCAAUCUGGGAACAUCUGGAGCAUUGACUGAGGACACAAACACUUUCCGUGGAGUUGUAAUAAAGUACAAUGAACCUCCAGAAGCCAAGAAACCGAAUGCUAGAUGGAGAUUAUACCCUUUUAAAGGGGAUGAGGCCCUUCAAGUCCUUUAUAUACAUCGCCAAUCUGCAUAUCUCAUUGGGAGAGAUCACAAAAUUGCUGAUAUCCCAGUUGAUCAUCCGAGUUGCAGCAAGCAACAUGCUGUGUUACAAUUCAGAUCGAUGCCCUUCACACGAGACGACGGCACAAAAGCUCGAAGAAUUAUGCCAUACAUCAUUGACUUGGGAAGUGGCAAUGGCACUUACUUGAAUGAAAAAAAGAUCGAGGCACAGAGAUACAUUGAACUAAAAGAGAAGGACAUGCUCAAGUUUGGUUUUUCGACCCGAGAAUACGUUGUUAUGAAGGAGAGAGAGAUCACUGAGGAAGAGCUUGCAGAAGGAGCUGUGAAACAUGAGGAUUCUGAUUAA
Molecule: messenger RNA, 990 nt
Organism: Caenorhabditis remanei
Lineage: Eukaryota; Metazoa; Nematoda; Chromadorea; Rhabditida; Rhabditidae
Exons: 4
Coding region: 1-990 (329 amino acids)
Biological process (GO): miRNA processing
Cellular component (GO): nucleus
Molecular function (GO): mRNA binding; protein binding
Source: RefSeq, a predicted model, not a curated record